Molecule: messenger RNA, 1683 nt
Organism: Rhizophagus irregularis DAOM 181602=DAOM 197198
Lineage: Eukaryota; Fungi; Glomeromycota; Glomeromycetes; Glomerales; Glomeraceae
Molecular function (GO): oxidoreductase activity, acting on paired donors, with incorporation or reduction of molecular oxygen; monooxygenase activity; heme binding
Source: RefSeq, a predicted model, not a curated record
AAUUUCCUUCCAAAAAAAAAGUAAAAAAAAAAAAAAUGCUUAAUUUAUCUUCAUUAGUUGGAUUUUUUGUGUUAGGAGUUAUAGGAUGGGUCAUUUAUAAAUUAUUUAUUUGGCCAUUUUAUGUUUCUCCUUUGGGAAAAGUUCCUGGCCCGCCACCUGAUAGUAUAUUACUUGGGAAUUUUAAAUCACUUUUGACAGAAGAGGACAUACAUGUUGAGUGGGUACAAAAAUAUGGGAAUAUUGUAAAAUUCAAUGGAGUAUUUAAUCGGCCAGCUAUUUUUGUCGCAGAUACAAAAAUAAUCCAAGAUAUGACAUUAAAUCAUGUUUAUGAUUAUAUUAAACCUCCUAAUUUUUUGGCUGAUGCUAUUUUAAUUGCCGGGAGAGGUCUUGUACUUGCGGAAGGUGAAGAACAUAAAAGACAGAGAAAAAUGAUGAAUCCAGCUUUCACUCAUAAUAACAUCAAAGAAAUGGUUCCAACAUUUAUUCGAGUGGCUUUUACUUUAAAAGAGUUAUUAGAAGAUAAAUUAAAUCAAGGAGAAUCUAACAUCAAUCUUACGCCUUAUAUCUCAAAAGCUACUUUAGAUGUCAUUGGCUUAGUUGGAUUUAAUUAUGAAUUUAAUUCGUUAACAACUUCAAACGAAUUAGCGGAAGCCUAUAAUUUUCUUUUUAAUGGACCAAACCCUGCCUUACGCUUUGUCAUCAGCAUUUUAUCGAAUUAUAUCCCAUUUUUUAGAGAUAUUCCGAUAUCUAUGAACAAGAAUUUUAAAAAUGCGUGUGCAAUUAUUAGGCGAGUAUCAAAGAAAUUGAUGGAAGAAAAAUAUAAUGAAGCGAAAAAUGGAGAAUUGAAAAGCAACGAUCUUCUAUCUUUGUUAAUUAAUAUUAAUAAAACAUUGCCCGUUGAAGAGAAAAUGACUGAUGAAGAAUUACAAUAUCAGAUUAUGACAUUUCUAAUAGCAGGCCAUGAAACCACUAGUGCUUCGACUUUGUGGGCUUUGUAUUUACUUGCACAGCAUCCACAUGAGCAAGACUUAUUACGUGAAGAAUUAGUUAAAGCUUUUCCUGAUAAAUCAAAUUUCAACCCUACAUAUGAUGAAAUUAAUUCUUUGGAGUAUUUGAAUUGCACAGUUAAAGAAAUUUUAAGAAUAAAUUCUCCUGCGUCAAUAGUUGGUCGGGCUAAUGUUAAAGAUGUAGUUUUGGGAGAAUAUUUAAUUCCAAAGAAUACUACAAUAAUGAUGGCCAUUUCAGCACUUCAUAAAUCACCUGAAAUCUGGGGUCCAACAGCCAAUGAUUUUGAUCCAAAAAGGUGGUUAGAUCCUUCAUUAACUAAAAAUGUGACAAAUCUAAAUUAUAUACCUUUCCUCGCCGGUACAAGAUCUUGUAUAGGAAAUAAAUUAGCUUUAACUGAAUUUAAGAUAUUAUUAAGUAUGUUAAUUAGGAAUUUUGUUUUUCAACCAAUUGAAGGUUUUAAAUUUAAUAAGAGAACUAUAGGUGUUAGUAAGCCUAGUCCAUAUCUUGGAUUAAUUGUUUCUAAAGUUGAAGGUUAAGAAUAAUUUAUUUAUUUAUUUAUAAUUUAUAUCUUUUUUAAUUCUCAUACUUUAAAUAUAUACAUUUUAUUUUAUUCAUUGUGUGUAAAUUGAUAUAUGCAUAAAGUUGUUUAUUUAAUAAAUCUAUUUUUUUUGAUGG